Molecule: messenger RNA, 693 nt
Organism: Arachis stenosperma
Lineage: Eukaryota; Viridiplantae; Streptophyta; Magnoliopsida; Fabales; Fabaceae
Exons: 1
Coding region: 1-693 (230 amino acids)
Source: RefSeq, a predicted model, not a curated record
AUGACAGAUCCCCCACAAGAACAGAGGAAGGAGGUUAAACCUUACAUCCUUCCUUUGCCAUAUCCUCAAAGGUUGCAAAGAGAGCUCAAAGACCAGCAAUUUCCUAAGUUUUUAGAGGUUUUCAAAAAGUUGGAAAUCAAUCUUCCAUUUGCUGAAGCAUUAGAGCAAAUGUCCUUGUAUGCAAAAUUUCUAAAGGAACUCAUCAAGAAGAAGAGAAGCUGGAAUGAAAAGGAAACUGUGGUCUUGACCCAAGAGUGUAGUGCUGUUAUCCAAAGAGGUCUCCCACCAAAACUCAAAGACCAAAGGAGCUUUAUCAUAUCAUGCACCAUAGGCAACAUGACAUUGGAAAAGGCUCUCUGUGAUUUAGGUGCAAGCAUCAAUUUGAUAUCUCUCUCAUUGAUGAAAAAGCUUGCAAUAGAGGAAGUUAAACCCACCAGAAUGUCACUUCAAAUGGCAAAUAGAUCACUCAAGAUACUUAAUGGAGUUGUAGAGAACUUAUUGGUGAAGGUUGGAGAAUUUAUUUUCCCUGCUGAUUUUGUCAUUUUGGGCAUGGAAGAAGAGGGACACAAUUCAAUCAUCUUGGGGCGAGCUUUCUUAGCCACAGCAAGAGCGAUCAUUGAUGUAGAAAAGGGAGAAAUGAUCCUCAGGGUGCAUGAUGAACAAAUGAUCAUUAAUGUCUUUAAAGCCAUGUAA